Messenger RNA from Oldenlandia corymbosa var. corymbosa, 3156 nucleotides. Lineage: Eukaryota; Viridiplantae; Streptophyta; Magnoliopsida; Gentianales; Rubiaceae. The record is from the annotation of a GenBank genome assembly.
AUGGAGGGUUUGGAAGAUUCUCCUUCUACCCUCCUUGUUAAAGACAUUGAACCUCGAUCAGACAAUGAACGAGAUUCUGAAGAUUCGUGUGGUUCGUUUUCUGGACUUUGCCUUCUUCAGGGUCAGGGGGCAUAUUUCCAUACAAGACUGGAUGAAAUCGUUGCUGGAGAUCCCUACGACCUCGAUGCUUGGAGCGUUUUAAUCGAAGAGGUUGAAAGAAAAUGCAUUGAUAACUUGGAUAUCAUAUCAAUAAUAUAUGAUUCCCUUUUGUCAAGGUUUCCAUUGUGCCAUUGGUAUUGGAGAAAAUAUGCCGAUCAUGCUGUACGACUCUCAGAUGCUCACGCGGCUGUUAAAGUAUUUGAAUGUGCAGUUGGUUCUGCAACUUUCUCUGUUGGUUUGUGGGUUGACUAUUGUCGUUUUGGCGUGUCUUUUUACGAGGACCCAUUUGAUGUUCGUAGGUUAUUCCAGAGAGCCCUGAUGUAUGUUCGAAGGGAUUACCUUUGUCAUGCCUUAUGGAAUGAGUACAUAAAGUUUGAGCUCUCUCAGCAGAACUGGGAAUUUCUUGCAAAUAUUUACCUUCAAGUGUUGAGAUUCCCUACUGGAUAUUUGCAUAAGUAUUAUGAGAAUUUCGAACAUUUUGUUGAUGGCAUGGAAAAGGAAUUGAGAAAAUGUAAUCAGUGUGGGAUUGAGGUAAAACCCCGGCAUAAUGGUGAAGUUAUGUGGUCGGAUUAUGAAAUCUCUCAAGUCAUUAAGGACUUGCAGUAUCCGGCCAAUGAGGCUGUUUUAGCCAAAGCAGUCCAUAUGUAUCAGUAUAUUGGAGAAGAAUUUUAUCAGAAAGCAAACAAGCUUGAUGAAAGAAUAAAGCUCUAUGAAACCAAUAUCAAAAGGUUAUAUUUUGACACUGCACCACUUGAUGAAGGACAGCUGCAGAAUUGGCAUCAGUAUCUGGACUUUGUUGAAAAGCAGGAGGACUUUGAUUGGGCUCAGCAACUCUACGAAAGAUGCUUGAUUCCUUGUGCUUACUUUCCUGAAUUUUGGAUGCGUUAUGUGGAAUUCAUGGAAAGUAAAGGUGCACGAGAGUUUGCGAAUUCGGCUUUGGACCGGGCUACACAAGUCUUUCUUAAGAAUGUGCCAGAAAUAAAUCUUUUCAAUGCAAGGUUUAAGGAGCAAAUAGGAGACUCAGUUGCUGCUUCUGCUGCGCUUGCUCAGUGUGAUUUUGGAUCAGGAUCCUACUUGCCUAAACAUAUCAUAGAGCUGGCUAAUAUCCAAAGGCGUCUGGGUUGUUUGGAAGAAGCUUGUGCUACAUUGGAUAAAGCAAUUAAUAUGACGGAAAAGAUGCGGAAAUUGCAUAAUUUUUCUAGCCUAUUUAUUUACUAUUGCCGUCUCAAGUACCUGAUUACAGGCAGCGUGGAUACUGCUAGAGAAGUCCUAAUUGAUGGAAUUCAACGUAUUCCUGAUUGCAGUCAACUUCUAGAGGAAUUGAUAAAAUUUGCAAUGACCCAUGAAGGAUCGAAACAAGUGAAUUUCUUAGACUCUAUUAUAGAUCAAGCGAUUUCUCCUUCCACUAGUGCACAUGGAUCCCAAAGUCUGGCCCUUACUGAUCGACAGCGCAUAUCUUCUUUGUUUUUGGAGUUUGUGGACCUCUGCGGGACUUCCCAUGAUGUUAGGAAUGCAUGGAUUCGUCAUGUUCGAUUGUUUCCGCAAUCAGUAAGGAACAAUGUUGUAGAUAUGCAUGUGGACUCUGUAAAUUGCUUUUCUGAUAGGAUCUUGGAAGAAAGAGAAAAUGGUUAUCGUGCAUGUCGGAUUCUGCAACCUGAGGGCCGAACAAGUAACCCGGCAGUCCAAGACCAGAUGUCGGUUGUGCCUAUGAACCAUGCAAGCAAGGUCGAAGUGGCUUGUGCUGACCAGAUUACUUGGAAAUGCAUCGAUGACAUGGAGUGUGAGGAAGACAAUUUAUUGGCCAAUGAUCCAUCUUUGGCUGCAUCAGAAGUUAACGAAGUAAUUAGUGACAGGGUGCCUCAACAGCACAAUGAUACCCCAGAAGUGAAAUCAGACAAUUUUUCACCACAGAUGCCCGAAGGAGAGAGGGCUGGACCAGCAACCCGAACACUGGUGCAUCUCAAUACUGAGGAUACAUCAGGCUCAAACGAGAAGACUUGUAGCUUACAUGAAUACUCAGAAGCAAUUGCAGCUCCAGAGUCUCCACGAAAACACUCCAUUUCAUUUGAUAAACAAGACCAAGAGCUUGAACAGUGUCCAAAUCCGAUUUCUCUUGAUAAUCUGUCCUUGCAUUCUGUUGAAAAGGCCUCAUCAGAUUUAAUAAUUGUGGCAUCUGAUCAGCUUGAUCCUACCUUAAUUGUGUCCAAGUCCGACACCAAUGGGCCACAGGUUUGUCUGAAUUCAGAAAUUAAAUCUCCUGCAUCUAGUCCAAAUGGCAUCCCUGCUAUUGAUUCUGGUCAAGUUCAAGAAUCAUCAGGUGGGGCUGAAUCAGGCUGUUUUUCAUCUUCAGCAAGUGAGCAAAAGAGAAUUGCAAUAGAUACGCAUCCUGAUUCGCUUGCCACCCUGGGUAUUACUGGAGAGCACCACCUGGUGCCUAGUGUCGCCAACGCUGAAACUUCAGGAGUGAAUUUGCCGUCAAAAUUACAGCAUUCGACAUUAAAACACGAACCUAUACCAAGAGGCUCACAUAUGCCUAUCAGUCAAGCAUAUAGUCCGCGUCCAUCAAUCCAGGAACCGUUGGGCCAUUCUAAAGUGCAGAACAGAGAAGGUGGUGCCCAGGGUAGUAGCCAACCUGUGACUGCAAACUAUAGCCAAAUAUCUGGGCUGGUAUGGGAAUAUCCACAGCUGCCAUCCGAGAAAGGGGUCAUGCUAACACAGCAACAAUAUCAACAAUCACAUCUGCAACUGCAUCCAUUUCAACUCCGACGGCAACACAAUCAGCAGUAUCUAUCCUCUUGGCAACCAGAGCAGAAGCAAUCUUAUUCAGUACCAUAUCAAGUACAUCAACUUCAACACCAGCAACAGGCACAUCAACAAAUACAGCAUCAUUACCAUCAGUUGACACAACAGUUGCAAUUUCAUCAAGGACAGGUACCACCAGUAAAUUGUCAACAGCUAGAGCUAUACUAUCAGUCAGAAAAAGUGAUCACGACAUAA